Messenger RNA from Coregonus clupeaformis (lake whitefish), 2891 nucleotides. It is a transcript of the gene mrps31, whose product is annotated as mitochondrial ribosomal protein S31. The record is from RefSeq and is a predicted model, not a curated record. Bases 168 to 2063 code for a protein of 631 amino acids. Lineage: Eukaryota; Metazoa; Chordata; Actinopteri; Salmoniformes; Salmonidae. Gene Ontology annotation, molecular function: structural constituent of ribosome. The transcript is spliced from 6 exons. Gene Ontology annotation, cellular component: mitochondrial small ribosomal subunit.
AGAUCCCCUCUCUUCUAAAAUUCUAACGGAUAUUUUCAUCUCUAUCACAUGAAACCGCUCUCACGUGCAGUGUCGAGCGGAACCAUUGUUUCACUACGGACAGUUUGAUCGUCGCACAAGGAGGAAACGUGUAUGGACGACAUUGUAGGCGUUUGUGAAGAGCAAUCAUGUAUAGAAGACUACUGUUGUCAGUCUAUCAGGCUAGAAAUCGUGCAUUACAUGUGUACAUCCGUGAGGCAUGUUUAAGGUCGUCGAAAUGUGACAUAGUGUUACUCCCCAUUUACAGAGCGACGAAUGGAGGGGUCUUCAAUGCGUUUGGCACAAGCUCUGCCACCUACUGUGGAAAAAAAGAGGGGCCACUCCCUCCCAAGGAAGAAAAUAGUACAGUGAAGGAUGGUGAGCAGAAGGAAGCAAUAAAGAUGGUUGGAGAGAAGGUCAUAGAGCUACAAGAUUGUGUAAAAAUGGUGGCAGAACAGCGUGAGCAGAGAGUAGGGGUGAAGAUGGAAGCAGUAAAGGAGAGCGAGAAAAUUGAAGAAAUUCUUAUACAAACAGAAGAGGUUGAGCCAAGGCUAGAGGCAAAGAUGGAUGGUGGAACCGAGAGCGUCAAAAUUAAUGAAAUCCACAUGAAAACAGAAGAGGUUGAGCAAAAACUACAAUCAAAGAUGGAGGCAGCUAAGGAGAGUGAGAAAAUUGAAGAAAUAAUCCAGAUUAAAACAGAAGAGGUUGAGCCAAUUCUAGAGGCAAAGAUGGAGGCUGUAAAGGAGAGCAAAAUAAUUGAGGAAAUUCCAGUUAAUAUGGAGGCAGCCAAGGAUAGCGAGAAAAUGGAAGAAAUCCAGACUAAAACAGAACCUGUGCCCAUUCCAGAAGUAAAGAUGGAGGGAGUAAAGGAGAGUGAGGAAAUGGAAGAAAUCAUGAUAGCCAGUAAAACAGAAGAGCAAAAGCUAGAAGUAACAAUGGAGGUAGUAAAAGAGGGUGAAACAAUUGUAGAGGUCCACGUUAAAACAGAGGUUGUAGAAGGAAAGAAAGAGGGAGACAAGGUAAUAGAGGAGCAGACGUUAGAGGUCAAUAAAGAGGAACAACAGACAGAAGUCCCGCCUAAGGAGGAAAUUCAGCCUGUGAAGACUGGGAAGGAGAAUCUGCUGGACCUCCUGGGGGCCAUGAAGGUAGAGGUGACCAACAAGAGGAAGUUUAAGGCCUUGAAGGUGCAGAGGGUCUCUGAGCCUGCUGCCAGGCCCAAGCCAGCAGCUAUGGAAAGCACCACCAGUAUGUUCCAGGAGGCCACUGGCAUGGCUGACGCACAUGCCCCAAGUGAGACACUGAGCCUUGAGCUGGUUGCUGCUGUCUCGGCUGCUGCAUCUACUCUACCUAACCAGAGCCAGGCUGAGUCAGAGCUGCUGAAGAAGCUGAGGCAACAUGAGGCUGUCGGAGAGGCACAGAAGAACGGGGACGUCAACAACAUUGGGUUUAUCAUUGCUGACAUGAAGGUGGGGAAGAGGCCCAAUGGCAGGCAGAACGCACGGCCAGCCAAUCAGAUCCGCUUUGAUGAAGAUGGGCGGGGCUACACCCAUGACAGAGGCAUCACUGCAGAGCUGGAUGGUGGAUUACGGAGGAGGAGAAGUCUAUUUUCGGGGAAAAGGCUGAACAUCUUCACCCCGAGCACUGAACCGGAAGCAGACACAGACAUAGCUGCUCCGACCCUAUGGGACAUGGAGUUAGCCAAUCAAGUGGCCCUGUCAACCAAUCAAAUGCCUCGUAAUGGCUUUGAGGAGAUGAUCCAGUGGACCAAAGAGGGCAGGCUGUGGCAGUAUCCAAUCAACAACGAGGCUGGUCUUGAGGAGGAGGCCCUGGUGCCCUUCCAUGAGCACGUGUUCCUGGAGAAACACCUGGAGGAAGGCUUCCCGCGCCAGGGACCUGUCAGACACUUCAUGGAGCUGGUGGUCUCGGGCCUGGCUAAGAACCCCUACUACACAGUACAGCAGAAGAGAGAACACAUAGCCUGGUUCAGGGACUACUUUCAGCAGAAAGAGGAGGUCCUCAAGGAGGCUGAGGUUUACCUCAACUGAACUGUGAUGGUAAAAUUGAAGAGAAACUCUUAUCUUUGUAAGUAAUUUAUGAUCACACAAAUGCUAACGUGGGAUUUAAGGGUUGUAGACUCCUAUGGCGUGACACAGCCUUGUCUCAGGGCUAGGGGUGAUCCGUUUACUAAAACAAUAAUGACAGAAAGGCACACCCUGCUCCUGAAAUCUCAAACUGUCACUCAGAGAUUGGAUGGUAUUUUCCUAUGAGAGAAGCAAUGGAGAUGGUUAACAGAGAACCUGGUAUAGCCCUUAAUCGGAUACAACAUGUAUUGUUUUGGUUGUUCUGAGACUCUGUUAACUAUACACACCGUGCCCGUUUCUCUACCUUGACAAUUCCGCUGUUGGUGUCUGAUCAAGGAAAAGUGUAUAGCAAACACGUUGUGUGCUUCAGAUGGAUCUGUCCUCGUGCUGUGUACUUUGCGUGCAAUUUAAAGAGUAACUAUUACAUACAUUUAAUUGACACAUUGAACUCGGCACUCUGCAAGAUUUAGCUUCAAAAUAGCUAUCGUUAUUGAGAUUUUAUUGAAAUAAACACUGUUUUUCAAAGUCUUGUUUAAUGCUAGGAUUUCUUAAAGACAGGUGAGACUCUUAAGUGUUUGUGUUCCUGUGAAAUUCUCAGAAAACAUUAUUGCCCGGUCAAUAAAAAAGUAUUCUGCCCUGUCUGCAUCUUUACUGUAUACAUAAAAAGGGGUCUAUGUUUUGGCCUUAGUAACCUCACUGUAAGCCAAACAGGAUAGAGAGAGAGAAUGUUUUGUUGAAUGUAUGUAAUAGAAAGGCCUUAAGGUUAAGAGAAUAAAAACAUUCUCCUUACAA